Aureobasidium vineae is the source of this 1998-nucleotide messenger RNA. The record is from the annotation of a GenBank genome assembly. Lineage: Eukaryota; Fungi; Ascomycota; Dothideomycetes; Dothideales; Saccotheciaceae.
AUGGUGUCUUUUGAGGAUGACGACCCGAUAGAAGGUGGGGACGAGUCGCAGGAUGAAGACGAGAACAUGGACGACAAUGACAACGAGAACGACGAAGGAGACGACCAAGACGAGGGGGAAGGGGAGGGAGAAGAAGAGGGCGACGAGGAUGACAACGAUCAAGAUGAUGAAGGCGACCAAGACGACGACGACGAGGGUGAUGCAGACGGAGACGCAGAAUCACCAUCACAAUCGCGCCGGCAGAGUCGAGCCUCUCCCUCAACAUCACGACCGCCGAACCCUACCGUUAUGCUGACAUCGCCGUCACCUCGUCCUUCUGCACAUCAAUCGCCGAGCAUGCACUUACCGUGGCCUUCGGUACGGCAAGAAGCCAUCAACGCCGUUACGUACGACAUUGUGCCUACCAUGGCCGCACCACAGAGCACAUCGAUAAACGCCGUCACGGCAACACCAGACAUGCGAUGGGUCUUUAGCGGUGGCUCUGAUGGAUACAUCCGCAUGUACAACUGGGUGGAAACAGCGAACGGANAGGUGCCUUUGACAGUGGCGCAAAAACACNCCCUUGUCGACAGCGUCAUGAAGGCCGGCAGCUUGACAACAUACUGGGAGAACGAAGAAACAUCAGUGCGUACUCCGCCUGCUCAAUCUGCUGAAGAACCCAAGGACUCGUCACCCGUCUACUCCCUGGCUACUCAACACCAAGCGACAUGGCUCUUGUCAGGCCUCGAAUCCGGUGCAAUCAAUCUACAAACAUGUCGUCACCAAGCUGGCACAAAGAUCACAACAUUGCGCGAACACACCUCAGCAGUCUCGGUCCUGAGUCUUGCGCAAGAUGAAUACUCGUUUCUGUCUGGAAGUUGGGACAAGACGAUCCUCGACUGGGAUUUGAACAUGGGCAAAGUCAAGCGCUCGUUCGUUGGCAGUGGAGGCCAGAUCUCAGCCCUCGAACGCCGACCCGAAUCCUCGCUACCCGUCCCUCAUGUCGCCGAAGACACACAAAUUCCCAGCUCGACCUUCUCAUCCAAUAAUGCCGCGAAACCACUUACGAGUGGCGUCUCCGCUCCAGAAGAAAGAAGAGGGAGCAAGAACAGCCAGAACAGCCAGAACGGGACAGAAGAUGCGGCAGGCUCGCCAGAUGGCUCCUUGUUCGGUGAUGACAACGGUUCCCUAUUUGGCGACGACAACAUCAAUGCCGACAACAACAAUAACAACAAUGCCUUUGACGAUGAUGACGAUUUCGCAAAAGCGAUAGCCUCGGGUUUGCAACAGUCAGAAGAUACAGAAAUGCUCGACGCAGGAGGUCCUGUCCAGCCACCCCAAGACACUUCCACCGCCCUCCAGGACCCCAUGGAUACCACCACCUCACAAACACAACCCGACACAUCCACUACAGAUCAACCUGAUCCUCUGUCGACAGGAAACCCUCACGCUGAAGAAAUAAUCACAAACGGCACUCACGCUAAUACAACAGAAGAUGAGCUACCCCAGACCUCAUCCACGACCUUCCUCGAUGCCUCUAUCGACGGCACCCUUCGCAUCUGGGACCAACGGGUUUCCUCGCCAAUCGCUAUCAUCCAUCCUACCACCGGCGUGCCUCCAUGGUGCAUGGGUGCUUGCUGGUCCGUUGACGGCAACAGCAUCUACGCCGGUAGAAGAAAUGGCACAGUUGAAGAAUACUCUCUCCGCAAAGGCUACCAGAUGGCCACGCCACAGCGCACGUUCAAGCUUCCUGGUGGAAGUGGUCCAUGCAUCCGAGCUAACAUUGCAACANGUGCAUCCUACGAUAUCCUGCGUCUCUACGAUCUUCGCGAUAUUGAAAAUACUCGCUCUACUGUCCCCUUCCUUAUUGUACCCGGUCAUCGCACUGGUGUUAUCUCCGCUUUGCAUAUGGAUCCAGCGUGUAGGUUCAUGAUCAGUACCGCUGGAAACAGGGGUUGGGAAGGCGCGAGUACAGAGGUUCUGCUUGGUUAUGAAAUUGGCUGUGUUUUGCCGUCUUGA